Lactuca saligna is the source of this 1023-nucleotide messenger RNA. Lineage: Eukaryota; Viridiplantae; Streptophyta; Magnoliopsida; Asterales; Asteraceae. The record is from the annotation of a GenBank genome assembly.
AUGGCUUCAGAUCAGGCACACCAACGGUUGGCGUUCUGUCUGUCGAUGGCUCUCACGUUAAGAGGAAUCUAUUUCAAUGGCAAAGACUGGUUGGACUAUGUAUUGGCAGCAAUCGGAAUGAGUGCUACUUGGCGGUCGGGUCAAAAGAUGCCUCAAAUUUAUUGGAGAAUGAUGGGUGAUGUCCCUCUUGUCGAGGCGGGGGUCCGCGGAUUCGGUGUGGAAUGUGGUAAAUUUGUCCCCUACCGUCAGUCUGUUGUUGUGGAUUCCGCCCUCAAGUCCCAUGUUGUUAUUGAGAUUGUUGAUACCAACGACCCGCAAGCGGUGGAGGCAACGGAUUUGCAUCAGCCGGGGGAUCCAGGCAUUGUGGGCACUUACUCCAUAUCUCCAUACGUUCCCGGUGAUGCCCCAUUCGCAGCGGGUCCUUCGACUUUGGGUGCUAUUGGUGUUAAUCCCUACUUGGUGGUGGAUACUAGUCGUUUUUGUUACAUAGGGGUUGAUUUGGCGGAGUUGGCUGCUGUUAAAUCUGAGCAUGACAAACUCACGGAGAACGUUUGGCUUAUCGAAGAGGAGCGACGCAAUUUUGAUGAGUGCUACCUCGUGCUGUCCAGCGAGAAGACUGUUGUGGAAGCUCAGGCGGCGACUCUGGUUGGGGAGGUGAAUCUCUUAUCCCAACAGGGAGUGGUUCAGGUGGUGGACCGUGCUAUUGAAAGUAGUGAGUUCGCGCUUGGGAUUCGCCGCAUGAAGGCAUCGUGUGUGGCUACUAGUGUAGAGAAUGGUAAGCAGGUGGCACGAGCUUGGUCAGUUGGUAAUGGCCCUGGCUCGUCUGAUUCGGACGUUGUGGCACAAUCUAAUGAUGCAACGCAUGAUGCCAUUAGGGCUUUUUCCGAGACAAACUUCGCGUCCUACCUUCGUUUGGGUGAGCUCGGCCUUGCUGAUCUUUUCCAAUUGUGCUCUAAAGAGGACGAACACAUGCCAGACGGAGGCGUUUGGGGCACUACUUUGACUCAACCUCGUCGUGGUUAA